Molecule: messenger RNA, 1632 nt
Organism: Rhizophagus irregularis DAOM 181602=DAOM 197198
Lineage: Eukaryota; Fungi; Glomeromycota; Glomeromycetes; Glomerales; Glomeraceae
Source: RefSeq, a predicted model, not a curated record
AUGGAUAUAUUGGAUGAUUCAAAAAAUACUAGCAUUUGUAUGCAAUGUAAUCAAAGAAUAAUAAAUUAUUCAAAUCAACUUUGUAGAAAACAAUUUCUUUCUCCUUCGCGGAUAAAUGAAUGCAGUAAAAUUCGUAGCGUACAAAUUAAUCAAGAAAACAAAAUUGAAAGUGGAAAUCUUAUUAUAGAUGAAUUUAUUAAAGAAACCCAAUUAAAUUCGAAAUGUUGUGAUGAUUUUAUUGAAUGGGUAUCAUGUUCAAAUUUAGAAAAUAUAAAAUACUUAACAUUUGGAGGAAAUUCAAAAAUUUAUUCUGGAACUUGGAAAUUAAACCAGUUGUCAACUAAUAUCGCUUUAAAAGUUACUAAAGAUUCUAAUAAUAUCAAUGACAAUAUUUUAAACGAGCUUAAAAUUCACCAUAAAUGUCGUAGUCAAAACAUCAUACCAUUUUAUGGAAUAACAAAAUCACCUGAAGGAGAUGAAUAUGCCAUGAUAAUAAAACAUGCAGAGCAUGGAGAUUUACGAAAUUAUAUACGUAAAUUUUUUCCAAAAUUAACUUGGACUGAUAGAAUAAAAAUUCUUAUUGAACUGUCAAAAGCUUUAAAUUCUCUACACCAAAUGAAUUUACUCCAUAUGGAUUUUCAUUGUAAAAAUAUUUUAGUAGAUGAAGCUGAUAGAAUUUUUUUAAGUGAUUUUGGGCUUUGUCAACCAAUUGAUUCGGAAAUGGUUUCAAGUAGCAUUCAAGGAGUUUUGCCUUAUAUUGCUCCUGAAGUCCUAAGAAAUAAGCCGUAUACAAAACAAUCAGAAGUAUAUAGUAUUAGUAUGAUAAUGUGGGAAUUAACAUCAAAUAAACCUCCAUUUUCAAAUAAACAUCAUGACGUAGAACUUGCACUUUCAAUACUUGAUGGAUUGAGACCUAAUACUGUUGAAGGAACACCAGAUUUUUAUACUAAUAUUAUGAAACAAUGUUGGGAUUCUGAUCCAUUAAAAAGGCCUGAUGCAUCUCUUUUACCAAAAAUAUUUGAAGAAAUGAUAGAAUUAUGUAAAAUGGCUGAUGAUAAAACUGUUUCGUCAAAAGUUGCUUUUUAUUCAUUACCGCCACAAAUUGAAUCAGAACGUGAAACUAAAUCAUUUGGUUUUGAUAACAUGCUUCCAGCUUAUCACUCUGAGAGUGAAGAAAAAUUAUUUAUGUCGAAUGAAAACAAUUAUGAGACAAAAGCAUAUGAAUAUUCUCUUAAUAUACCUCAAGUUCCCCAAGAGCUUCCACCUUCUCCUCUCCUUUCAGCAUCUCAACAUCCACCUUCACCUUUCCAAUCGUCUCUACCAGCGCCACCACCACCACCUCCAUUUCCACCUUUCCAGUCGUCUCUACCAGCGCCACCUCCCCCUCUCCGAAGAUCUCGACUUCCCGAAGCAUCUCAAUUUCCAAAAUCAGGUUAUCGAUAUCAAAUGGAAGAUGCCGAUAUUAAUGAAAUAGAAGGAGGAUAUCGAUAUAAAAUGGAAGAUGUCGAUAUUAAUGAAACAGAAGAAGAUCCUAGAUAUAAUACUCAAACAUAUGCAUUUUCUUUGGACCAUUUAAACAAGGCUUACACUGAAUUAAUCAAUAAUCGUUCAAGAUUAUCGGAUUUUUCAUAA